Messenger RNA from Leptidea sinapis, 1465 nucleotides. RefSeq lists its product as uncharacterized. The transcript is spliced from 3 exons. NCBI's taxonomy places the organism in Eukaryota, Metazoa, Arthropoda, Insecta, Lepidoptera, Pieridae. Bases 190 to 1284 code for a protein of 364 amino acids. The record is from RefSeq and is a predicted model, not a curated record.
UUCCAUUGAUAUUUGAUGUAUUUUUGUCAUUUACGUGUAAAAUUACUGAUGUAUUUAGUUAUGAAAAAAUAAUACUGUUGUAGGUUAUUUAAAAAACCUAAUGCUGAUAUUAUUGUAGUAACACAUGAGGAUAAAUUAGGUUUUUAAAUAUAACUGGAUUGGACUAUUGGUCAUUGGAGCACAGUCAAAAUGACCGAUACUGUGAAUAUGUCCCUCGACGAAAUAAUAAAACAGAACAAAAAAAAUCAAAGCAAUAGAGGCGGUGGAACUAUGCGCGGGCGCGGUGGACAACGCGGUCGUGGAGGCAGAGGAAGAGGUGCUGGCGGUCGGGGACGUUCCCAGUCACGAUCGAGAACGCCAAAUAAUAACGGACGAUCGCGUUCACGCUCUCGGUCAAGAGGGCCUCGAAGCCAGUCUCAAAAUCGGAAUAGAUCACGGUCCCAACAGCGCAGACGUUCAGUGUCUCGAUCCCGAUCGCGUUCCCAAGUCCGAAGCAUAACGCCAAGAGGAAGAGCCGGGCUAGAAAACCAAACAGAAAUGCCACGUCUACUCAGAAGUAACAGAGGAAUCAGAGGUGGUUUUCAAAAUAUGAAACUCAGGCGUUCAAACUCCUUAACAAAUGUACAGGGUGGUAUCCAAAACAGAUUAGGAAUAACAAACCGCGUAAAUUAUAAUGCUAGGUCUCUUGCAAUAACCAAAAGAGGAGUUUCUAAAAGGGGUCGUGGUUUCAACACUAGAAACAGAUAUAGUAAUGUGGGCCUAAGAUCUGAUCAAAUUCUUAACGAACAGAAGCUGAACUCAAAUAAUUACAUAAGAUCCCAGACAUUUACUAGAUCUAGAAAUAAUUCAUUCAGUUCUCCAUCUCAAUUAACAGUGAGUGUAGCAAACAACUUUGCCAAAAAGCGCAGAAACAGUAUUGGAAAUGCAGGGUAUUUAAAUAGGCAAAGUUUAGCUCAACUUGAUAACCAGUUUGGAGGAUAUAGAACUAGGAAUGGACCUGGUAGUGUUAAGUCAAUGGGUUCAAAUCAAUCUCGUCAAUCUAACUCUAGUAAGAGAUCUUCACAGUCUAGGGGUAGGGGCAGAGCAAGAGGCAGAGGCAACAAUAGGGGUGUUGGAAGAAAUUUUAUAAACAAACAAGUCUUGAAUCCAAAGCUGCAACAAGCUAUAGCUCUUAUCCAAGGUAAAUCAUAUGGUGACAACACAGAAGUUCCACCUGGUGUCAAUUUUACCCCUACUCCUGCUACAACUAAACAAACAUUGCAUCAAAGAUUUGCUACAGCUUGAUCUACUUGUAUAUUAUAUGUACCAAACUGGACUUGUUUAGUUUUUAAGCAUAAGUACAGUACAAUCAGUAACAUUGGAAUUUUGUUAUGACUAAUUAAGCAUGAAGAAGUAUUUUAAUGUUUUCAUUUAACUGUUUUUGUUACUAAUUAUACUAUAAGUGAUAAUAAAAGUCUUAAGUUAG